Cheilinus undulatus (humphead wrasse) is the source of this 1867-nucleotide messenger RNA. RefSeq names its product cyclin Q (gene ccnq). Gene Ontology annotation, cellular component: nucleus. The record is from RefSeq and is a predicted model, not a curated record. Lineage: Eukaryota; Metazoa; Chordata; Actinopteri; Labriformes; Labridae. The coding region runs from base 201 to 974 and encodes 257 amino acids. Gene Ontology annotation, biological process: regulation of transcription by RNA polymerase II. The transcript is spliced from 5 exons. Gene Ontology annotation, molecular function: cyclin-dependent protein serine/threonine kinase regulator activity.
UAGAAGAAGAAGUGGCGCUAGCGCUGUAGCACUGAUUAGCCGUCCUCAGUGUUUGAUAGAGCAGUUAUUUAGACUGUAAUUUAGUUUAAAAGUACCCUCACUGAGGCAGAUUACUCUGAUUCAUAGAUCUGCUGUCAAACAAACUCUUGUGGAGUCAUCUAUCGCCAGUUAUCGUCCAGUUAACCCCCCUCUGGUCCACCAUGGAGGGUCCGUCCUCCCGGGUUCCCUCCAUCCCGGAGCAACCGCUGUGUCUGCCGGGAAGGAGAGACUCCAGCGGGGGCUCCGAGAGUGACUCUGCCCGGGACAUAAAGACACAUUUCCGAGUGUGUCGCUUCAUCAUGGAGACAGGUGUGAAGCUGUGCAUGCGCUCGGUUCCCGUGGCGACAGCGUGCGUGCUGUACCACCGUUUCUUCGAACGUGCCAGCCUGCAGGAUUAUGAGCCGUACCUGGUGGCCAUGAGCAGUCUGUACCUGGCCGGAAAAGUGGAGGAGCAGCACAUCAGGACGCGUGACAUCAUCAACGUGAGCCACAGGUAUUUUAACAGCGGCAGCGCUCCUCUGGAGUGCGACACAGAGUUCUGGGACCUGAGGGACAGCGUGGUGCAGUGUGAGCUCCUCAUCCUCCGACAACUCAACUUCCACGUCUGCUUCGAACACCCGCACAAGUAUUUACUCCACUACCUGCUGUCUGUGAAGUCGCUCGUGAACCGCCAUGCUUGGUCUCGGACCCCCGUCGCUGAGACUUCCUGGGCGUUGCUAAGAGACUGUUACCACGGAUCCAUGUGCAUCCGCCACAUACCCCAACACAUCGCCAUAGCAACGCUGUACCUGGCCCUAAACAGCUACGGAGUGGAGCUUCCUGUCGGGGAGAGAGAGUGGUGGCAGGUGCUGUGUGAGGACGUGACCAAAGCAGACAUCGAUGCCGUGAUCUCAGACCUUCUGCAGCUCUACGACAUGGAGGCCAAGUGUAUCUGAAGGGCGACCGCACAGAGCCGGCGCACAGACACGGGGCGGUUCUUGGAGGCGGUGUGUGUUUCAGUAUGGAGAUCCAGGUGUGCAUGUGAGACGGCGAGGAGACUUCAUGUUGGCCCAGUUAUUCUGUGAGCUGUGACAGAAACUCGCUGCACUCCUGAUUCCUGCCACCCCGGGGAGACAUUUCUCUGAAUAACGAUGAGCUCCGAGCAGCAGCAGCUUCAGGUACAGCCAGGGGGGAGAAUCACCAAGUUUUUAUCAUAAACCAAUCAAAAACAUCCAACAGAUAUAGAGGAAGGAACUGAUACGGUCACCUCAGUGUUAAAUCGGUUAGAUUUGGUGUUAUCCUGAGAUGUCAGGGCAGGGACGGACGACUUUGAAUAUCAGAAGAGCCAGAUUUAUUUUAUUCUCACUGCCACAGGGCAGAAAAAAGAGCUGGAUGUUCUCAGUUUAACCACUCUGAUUACUUAUAACUCUGUAGAAGAAAGAAGAAAGCUUUCAGGAUCAUUUCUAUGCCAACAUUUAUAUUUUUAAACUCAAGUGGAAAUAGAAAUAGUAGAUUUAAUGACCUAAAAUAAGAAUGAGAUCAAAUGUAGGCUACUUAUUCUAUGCAGUGAGCACAAUAGUAGGAUAUAUCAAUCUGCAUGUCUAUUUUUCUGAGGAUGCAUUCAGUAAGGCAGAAAACAUGCAGGCAGUUACACUGAUUCAUGCACAGACUUCACAUAUUCCGGUAGUCUAGGACAGUAGCGCUAAUGUCUCCACUUUUCAUGCUUUCAUGGCAGAUUUUUGGUGGGUGAUUUUUUCAUAUUUGUAAUUAAAUGAUAUGUGAAAUUGACUGGGGGAGGUUUAAAGGUAUCAACCUUGCAGACGAUAAUAAAUGAGCAGAAUCAGUCCUC